Camponotus floridanus (Florida carpenter ant) is the source of this 2041-nucleotide messenger RNA. It is a transcript of the gene alpha-Man-Ib, whose product is annotated as endoplasmic reticulum mannosyl-oligosaccharide 1,2-alpha-mannosidase. Gene Ontology annotation, cellular component: endoplasmic reticulum; membrane. Lineage: Eukaryota; Metazoa; Arthropoda; Insecta; Hymenoptera; Formicidae. Gene Ontology annotation, molecular function: mannosyl-oligosaccharide 1,2-alpha-mannosidase activity; calcium ion binding. Gene Ontology annotation, biological process: N-glycan processing; carbohydrate metabolic process. The record is from RefSeq and is a predicted model, not a curated record. Bases 1 to 1791 code for a protein of 596 amino acids. The transcript has 11 exons.
AUGUUCUCGCCGAGAGACUCGAGUAAAUCGGAGUAUAUUAGUUUGAAUAUUCACGACAGCUCGUCGUUUGCACGGGGCACUUCGCGCAGUUUAUGGAGGCAAUGGAACCAAUUAUCCAGGUUUCAGAGAAAUAUUCUAUACUUUGCAGUUAUCACAGUUAUACUUGUAAUAUUUUAUCUCCUACCUAGCGAAACCAAAGCUGGUACCUCUGACGAGGUAGAUUAUAUUAAUAUAGUAGUUAUAAGAGAAACUGCCAAGUAUGAAAAGGCAGUCAAUGAAGUUGUAGAUAACGAUGAACAGGGUGCUGGACCUGGUGAAGUGAUUGAGGAACCUGAAUUUCAACCAGAGAUUAAUCAAGUUGAUGAUGAUCAAAUCGGUGAACCACCGCAGCCAAAGCCAAACAUACUGAAAUUUAGUGGUCCACAAAAUAGUAGGCAAGAAGCUGUUGUAGCUGCAUUUAAGCAUUCUUGGGAUGGUUAUAAGAAAUAUGCUUGGGGUCACGAUAAUGUUAAACCAAUAUCAAGGAGAUAUCAUGAAUGGUUUGGUCUAGGUCUUACUAUAGUAGACUCGUUGGAUACUAUAUAUAUAAUGGGAUUAAAUGAGGAAUUUUCAAGGGCAAGGAAAUGGGUAGAAGAUAGUUUAGUAUUUACAGUAAAUAGAGAUGUUAAUUUAUUUGAAGUUACAAUUAGAGUAUUAGGUGGAUUAUUGGCGGCAUAUCAUCUUUCCGGUGAUAUACUCUUUUUAAAUAAGGCUAUGGAUUUAGGUGAUCGCAUGAUGCCAGCAUUUUCUACCAGAUCGGGUGUUCCAUAUUCCGAUGUGAAUCUCGGCACUAGAAGUGCGCAUAGUCCUAAAUGGGGGCCUGAUAGUAGCACGAGCGAAGUUACUUCGAUUCAAUUGGAAUUUCGCGAUCUUAGUCGUAGCACAGGACAACCUAAGUUUGAGGCUGCGGUUAAAAAAGUUUCUGAACAUGUACAUAAAUUAGAAAAAUACGAUGGCUUAGUUCCCAUCUUUAUUAACGCUAAUACUGGCCAGUUUCGAGAAUAUGCAACAAUUACUUUAGGAGCCCGUGGCGAUAGUUAUUACGAAUACUUAUUAAAACAAUGGUUACAAACUGGAAAAACGAUAGAUUAUUUGCGGGAUGAUUACUUGUUAGGCAUUGCUGGAACCCAAAAACAUCUCGUUAAACAUACAGCAGUUAAUAAAUAUUUAUUCAUCGCUGAGUUGGUUGGCGCCAACAAAGAAAUAAGACCAAAAAUGGAUCACCUCACAUGCUAUUUAGGAGGUACUUUAGCGUUAGGCGCGCAUCAUGGACUGUUGCCGUCGCAUAAUACUCUUGCAGAAGAAAUAGUUCAGACUUGUUAUCAAACAUACGCAAUCCAACCGACAUUUCUUGCGCCUGAGAUUACUUAUUUUAAUAUACAAAAAGUGGAAGGUGAUAAUCAAAUGGAUAUGUACGUAAAAACGAAUGAUGCUCAUAACUUAUUGAGACCCGAAUUUAUUGAGAGUCUAUUUUAUAUGUGGUACUUGACGGGAAAUAAAACUUAUCAAGAUUGGGGUUGGCAGAUAUUUCAGGCUUUCGAAAAUUAUACCAAAGUUGAAAAUGGCUACACAAGUAUUGGUAAUGUCCGGAAUGUUCUACAAACUCGUCAACAAGAUAUGACGGAAAGUUUUUGGUUCGCCGAAACAUUAAAAUAUUUGUACUUGUUAUUUGAUGACACUAGACAAUUGAUAGAUUUGGAUAGGUGGGUAUUCAAUUCGGAAGGUCAUCCAUUACCCAUUUACGAAUCAUAACACGCAAAACUAUGUAGAACUUAAAUUUCUUAUAACUUCUAAUAAUCUUUAAUUCCUAAUAUCUGUUAAAUAAUUUUUUAAAGAUUCAAUUACUGAAUUUGUGAAUAUCGUUUCUGUUGAAACAUCAAUCAUUGCUUCUAUAAUAAAAAGUUUUUUAGACUUCUCAAGCUUUCGCGACAUAAUAAGCUUUCUCAAUUUGUUGUGAAAAUCUUCAAUAGGAUUCUCUUCUAAAAAAAAGUCCAUUUAUGAU